CGACUCCUCGUGUAACUCUUCAAGUUUAUUGGAUUCUUAGAUCAUUGGUAGACUCUUUUCAAAAUAAAAACCAUUUUCGGCGGCUUGAGUGGACUAAACAAAGAAUUUUAAAAGCAGUGUGCUUCCUCGGUGCUGCCAGUGACUAUCCACUGUCAUCGACAUAGUCGGCAUAAUAGUGUCGUGAAUUCUGAAUUGGUGAACUGAAGAAAUCGAGCCAAUUUCUCUUUAUCUAUACGAAACAUCGCUGAAUUGAUCAUUGUCGCCGUCAUCUAGAGACGUCGUGACGACUUCGCUUGAAGAAGCGUGAAAAAGACUAAACUCUUCUAGGAUUCUUUUCCGCGUAUAAAUUUAUAAAUAGACGAAUGAUCUAUCGCAAUCGAUCACAAAUCAUUAUCGUUGUCGUUAUUAUUAUCAAAGACAGCGCGUUGCGGCGAAUUAGAAUCGGUAGACUAAGAAUCGCCUGGUGAUCACAGCGGUAAGGUGGAAGAGGACGUCGCGAAGAGGUCUCUCCUUCUCCUCGAGUGUUCACCUACCCUACCACUUCCUCCUCUACCUCGUCCUUCUCCUUCUCCUCAUCCUGUUUCACCACCACCAUUCCGCUUGCAGUCAUUCGGUCGCCGGUGAGCAAUACGGUUUACGACCGCGUAACGAUAAAACAGCUGGUAUCACUAGUCGCUGGUCGUCUCCAGCGGAUCCUCGAGGACCUCCUCGAAAGGACCGGUCCCCGUCUGGAUCAGCUCGCGAGAAUCACAAUACGGAGGACACAUUGCGAACGACGUUGGUGCUAGCUCGCUCUCGCGACAUCGAGAUCUCGAAGAGCGUUCGAGAUCUGCGCGGGCGCGUACGUGCGAGUGAGAGUGAUAUUCAUGAUUUUUCCGGGUUUUCGGCUUUUCAGAGACACGAUACAAAUCAGGAUAAAUCAGUCAUUAAAAAUUUGAACCGCGUUUCACGUGAGUGCUGAAUAAAAUAUAGUGCUAGAAACAGUAUUUUAAAUCGCAGCAAUAAUUCAAUUUUACUCGGAGAAUUCGACGGGCAAAGAUUUAUUACGCCUUAAAAAUCCACGAGCUAUGAUCUGCUAAUAAAACAAAAAACCAAAAGUCAGGAUAUAUUGCAAUCCGAAUAUCCGAAGAUCAGGAUUUCCUGAAUCUCUAAGAAUUUAGAGCCCGUACUUUAGGAGUUGAAGAAGUCAAGAUUUAUCGCAUACUAAGAGGAUCCAAAGAAUCGGGACCUAUUAAUCUUAGAUCCGAAUAUAUCGUGUCCAAGUAGUCAGGAUUUAUUAUGUCUUAAGAACUUUAAAACUCACUGUUCAUUUUCGAGGAGUACUCGACGGAGUAAAGAAUCAACCAAGUCGCAUGGCUACCGCACCGACGCACCUGCGUGAAUACUUAUACGAGAAGCGUCGAGCCGUGACGAUGCCUCGCGUCGUCCAACAUGCCUCCGUGCACCACAUGACCGUUGACCAGUGAACGACCUUUUCCGUCAAAAGGAUUUCGCGAACACCCUCGUGAAUACGAUUGCGUUACGGUCCGUCGAGAGGAUUUCGGGGAAUCCGUGAGACUUCUGAUCCCGAGGAAUUACGUCUGGGCCGGCUUAUUCUUCGAGGGAUUAACCUGGCCGAGAUCUCGUCUCUUCUAUUCCCAGAGGUAAUCCGUGGAAUUCAAGGAUGCCGUGGCGAAUGAAACGGAGUCGCGGGCGCAGUGUUUGACGAGGAUAUUCAGCCCGGACGUCAACGUCGACAUCAUUCAACGGACUCGAGCUAGUCAUCCAGGUCAACCGAAGCGGAAAGCGACGACAUUAACCACAACGAGCGGCGCCACAUCGUUUCCAUGGACUUGACAGAAGCUUUCGCGCCAGGAGGUGGCGGCGAGGACCUGGCAAAGACGGAUUUCUUCGACUUUGUAGUUUCACCGCCGCCGCACUGCGCGACGGCUGACGGCGUUGUCUCCGACGAGGAGAGCUUUCUGCAUCGCGGCACCGGUGGUUGUCGCACCAUGGGCGGAUAUCUGCAACAAACCCACGAGGACCACGAGGGCUCACACGGUUCGCCCUUCAUCAAAGAAACUAACAACAACACGCUGACGGCGCUACCACCCGUCUCGACUAUCACCAGCUCGCUGAACCAUCAUCAUCAGCAUCAUCACGCGCAUCACCAGGUGCGCUCGCAACAUGGUGGCGUUCAGACCGGCGAAGCCACCACCAUGGAAUCUGAGUGCGAUUACUGGGGCCAAGAUGACGAAAGCAAGGAGCAGACGUGCAACAUCCUAUUGGAAGAUCUGAACAAAUUUUGUUGGUCCUCGAACGCGCAUACCAACGACAGCGUCAUUCACACGGCGGCCGGCGGUCCAAACGACCAUCAUCAGACGGUGAAUUCAGGCCGCGCAGGCUGCGCCGCCAACGAUCGACAAAAUACGGACGGUGCCAUUUAUACGUUGACAGUGCUGAACAAUGAAGCAAACUCCAUGGACGCUCUGGACUGUUGCAAGAGCCCGCCGCCCGCUUCUGGCGACUCCUGGUCCCUCCGACCUAAUCUCGAUGCCCUGGACGCUAUCUUAAUGGAACAAUCCUCCGGCGAGCAGGAUCACGAGCAGCAAACCAGCGGCGAGGUCUCCAGGAACGUCAACGAGAGGUUUCACGCCGCGGACGGACGUGGCUUCACCGUGCCGUCGUCGCAGUACACCACCGACGACAGCGGUUUCGUCGAGAGUAAGGAAUUGUGCGCGCGGGUGUCCGCAGCCAAUUGCUCCGGCGACAACAACAACGACUGGAAGCUAUCGGACCAAAAUCUACAGGACGUCGCGGCCGCGGUCGCGCGAGGUGAAGUCGUCAACGCGAGUUUCGCAGCCGGCGAUUCUGCCGAGAGUCUCUUGAGAAGCGCUCUUCAAGGCAAACUAUACACCGGAUCGGCCCAGCCGGUCUCCUCGUCGUCGCCGUCUUCGCAGCCGCCGACUAUCUCAAUGCCAGUCUCGGGGAACGCGGCUCUCAUGGUAUCGGAUCAACAGCAGCAGCAACAGCAGCAACAACAACAGCAGCAGCAGCAGCAGCAGCAACAGCAGCAGCAAGACGACUCCAUGCAGACGUGCACCGACGAGGAUCUACUACUCUCGCAACUGGAUCAAACGACCUACCGACCGGGCGACUACGAAAAGCUGAAGAGCAUCGCGAACGAAGUGGUGGAAUCGUAUUGUCUCGAAUCGGUCUGCAAUGUGCCGGGAACCACUACGGUGAUGUACACGCUGGAUCCACAGAACGGAAAUCUCGGCACCAUCACGUUACCUGCUGAUCUGGGCGCUGUAGUUGUCACGACGCCUCAGCAAGAUGUACUGCAGCCGCAGACCGUUCAACGAACCGACGUAGAGCAACAACAGCAACAACAACCGAACCAGCUGCAACUGACCUCCACCCGGGUCGGCAUCGCCUCUAAAACACCGAAGAAGUAUGUCAGACGCGCGAAUCGCAACAGUAACAACGCCAACGGCGCCAGCAAUGGCAGCACCGGCACGGAGACCGGCGGCAACGCGAAUCAACAACAGACUGGCAGCAGCUCCGGAGGCUCGCCGGGCAGUGUUCAGCGGAAGGAACGUUCCUUGCACUACUGCAGCAUCUGCAGCAAGGGCUUCAAAGACAAGUACAGCGUGAAUGUGCACAUCCGGACGCACACCGGCGAGAAACCGUUCGCCUGCUCGCUCUGUGGCAAGAGUUUCCGUCAGAAAGCUCAUCUAGCCAAGCAUUAUCAGACCCAUGUAACUCAGAAACCAGCCAGCAUCCAGCAGACCGCUUCCGCAAGCGGCACCGCCGGCAGUAACAAUGGAAAUACCAGCCCGACGGCGGAAACCAACACGACCUCCGCGUCCCCCGCCAUCGCCAGCAGAGCUCAGACGACUGUAGAUCCUACAGGAGCUGCCUGUAAUCCCUCCAGUUAGUUUGACGAGACACGAAUGCGGCACGACAGAAUCCGCCCAUAUCUUUCCUUUUUCCCUCUGGAAAAGAUAACGGUCGUGGCUCGUCUCUACUUUCUUCUUGUUCUCUAUUUUUUUUAUGUUUUCUUUUUUUUACAUGAGCAUAUAUCCAUGACACUAAGGCAAACUGGCAAGAAAGAGCGAACCAUGACGAGCGGCUGGAUAAACGCAUCCUGUAUGGAAUGUCUAGAAAAAACUCACUUAAUUUUGAAAAGUAAAUUUUUCAAUUUGCAGUUUGAAAAUAGA
Molecule: messenger RNA, 4202 nt
Organism: Linepithema humile (Argentine ant)
Lineage: Eukaryota; Metazoa; Arthropoda; Insecta; Hymenoptera; Formicidae
Biological process (GO): embryonic pattern specification; regulation of transcription by RNA polymerase II; embryo development
Cellular component (GO): nucleus
Molecular function (GO): RNA polymerase II transcription regulatory region sequence-specific DNA binding; DNA-binding transcription factor activity, RNA polymerase II-specific
Source: RefSeq, a predicted model, not a curated record